CUCUCCAUUCUUGUGUUUCCUUGUAUGGUCUGUUUUAUCCUUCGCGUGGAGUUGUGAAAUAAACGAAUCAAACCUAUCUGUUCUUGUUUCUCGAGCAGGAUCUGCUCGUAUUGGGGAUUAGUAAUAGGUGACGUUGUUGCUCUCCUAUAGUCAAAUUAGUCGUUAGAUAGAAAUGCUGUACAUAAUUGGGCUGGGUUUGGGCGAUGAGAACGAUAUAACGUUGAAGGGUCUUGAAGCUAUCAAGAGAUGUGACAAAGUCUAUAUGGAGGCCUACACUUCUUUGCUUUCCUUCGGUCUCUCCCCAUCUGGCCUCUCUACCUUGGAAGAACUAUAUGGAAAGCAAAUUAUCCUGGCAGAUAGAGAGAUGGUGGAAGAGGGAGCAGAUGCUAUACUACUUGAAGCCUCUAAACUGCAUGUGGCUUUCCUGGUUGUCGGGGAUCCUUUUGGAGCUACAACUCAUGCUGAUCUGGUUCUUCGGGCAAAAAAAGUAGGUGUAGAAGUUCAGGUGGUUCACAAUGCUUCAGUUGUAAAUGCUGUUGGAGUUUGUGGCUUGCAACUUUAUCGCUAUGGUGAGACUGUAUCGAUCCCAUUCUUCACAGAGACAUGGAGGCCCGACAGCUUUUACGAAAAGAUUAAGAGAAACCGAUCACUGGGUUUGCAUACUCUUUGUCUGUUAGAUAUACGUGUGAAGGAACCAUCUUUAGAGUCUUUAUGCAGAGGAAAGAAAAGCUAUGAGCCACCGAGAUUCAUGACAAUAGAAACUGCUAUUGAGCAACUUCUAGAGGUUGAACAGCUGCGAGCAGAAUCUGUAUAUAGUGAGGAUUCUAUCUGUGUUGGCUUUGCUCGCCUUGGAAGUGAAAAUCAGAUGGUAGUAUCUGGCUCUAUGAAGCAACUGCGUGAAGUUGAUUUUGGUGCACCUCUGCAUUGCCUUGUCAUUGUAGGGGAGACCCAUCCCAUGGAAGAGGAAAUGUUGGAGUUUUAUGCUGUUAAGGAGAAGCGAGCAUCAUUAGCCUCUCCAGAGUGAACGCAUGUCUUUGGGCCUGCUGGGAUUCAUGAUGAAGAAAAGUUUAGAUGGUUGCUACCAAUGCCAUCAAACAAUUACUUGACUUCUAGCUUUGGUUCACCUUUAUUUAUCCCAAUAAUGCCCGAUCACAAGGAAGAUUGAUUUGCUGGAAAUUUGCCACUAGAGAGCUAUUUGUGUCCUAUGAGUCAUCCCUCACUCAAUUAUGUACAACAUGCUUAUGUCCCAUGACACGAAAGAAAUUGCUGAAGAUUUGCUGCAAGAGAACCGCUGGAGUCUUACAAAUCAUUCCUCAUCAUGUACAACAUCCGUACAGCCCCAUUGCAUGUAAAAAUAGAUAGCUGGAAUUUGCAGUUACAGCCAUUGAUGUCUUAUGAGUCUUUCCUCACUAAAGUAUGUAUAAUAUUCUUUAUGAUGACACAGGGUAGGGUCAUUUUCGUUAUGACUCCAUCCUGCUAAUUGAUUAAAUUAUUUUCUGUUUCCGGAUA
Molecule: messenger RNA, 1509 nt
Organism: Nymphaea colorata (pocket water lily)
Lineage: Eukaryota; Viridiplantae; Streptophyta; Magnoliopsida; Nymphaeales; Nymphaeaceae
Product: probable diphthine methyl ester synthase
Exons: 7
Coding region: 173-1024 (283 amino acids)
Biological process (GO): protein histidyl modification to diphthamide
Molecular function (GO): diphthine synthase activity
Source: RefSeq, a predicted model, not a curated record